Caenorhabditis remanei is the source of this 1878-nucleotide messenger RNA. RefSeq lists its product as uncharacterized. The record is from RefSeq and is a predicted model, not a curated record. Bases 1 to 1878 code for a protein of 625 amino acids. Gene Ontology annotation, molecular function: protein binding; glutaminase activity. NCBI's taxonomy places the organism in Eukaryota, Metazoa, Nematoda, Chromadorea, Rhabditida, Rhabditidae. The transcript has 8 exons. Gene Ontology annotation, biological process: L-glutamine catabolic process.
AUGGAUGAGAACAAUGAGGGGGCGGAGUCAGAGGAAGUGGAUCGAAAGGGGGCGGAGCCUAUUUCUAGAGAAGAAGAAGAAGACGGACCGUCCACAUCAACUAUGACGCAAGAAAAACCGAGAACACCGACGGUUGUGCAGUUUACGAAGCCGAGUUUCUACCGAGUGAACACGGUGAUAAGCGAGGUGAAGGUGUGCCGAUCGAUGUCGUACGAUAUGUGUGGGAAUCAUCAGCAGGAGCUGCUUUUCGACUUGUAUAAAGAUGAGACGACGGGAAAAGUGUAUUUGCCAAGGUUUUUCAAGGCGCUUCUUGAAAGUGGAAUACGAAAAGACGAUCCGCGAAUCGAUAAAAUGAUACAAAACAUCAAAGAUGCCGAUCUAUUAGACGACUUUGUCUGGGGCACACAACACAUUUAUUUGGAGAAGGACACAUUCAAAAAGUAUAUCGGAAGUAGUAUCGGUGUGGUGACGAAAGCGUUGAAAAAACAGAUGAUCAUACCGGAUUGGGAGCGAUUCGUCGGCGAUAUGGGCGAGAUUUUCGAAGACGUGCGACAGUACGAUGACGGUGAACUCGCCACGUACAUUCCCCAGUUGUCACGUGUCCCACCGGAUAGUUGGGCGAUGUCGGUGUGUACGAUAGAUGGACAACGCAAGAGUUGGGGUGACUCGUUGAAGCCGUUCUGUCUGCAGAGUGUGUCGAAACCGUUCACCUACGCACUGGUUCAUGAUGAUAUUGGAGCGGAGGCGUUGCAUGCGCACGUCGGACAAGAACCGUCGGGAAGACUGUUCAAUGACAUUUGUUUGGAUCAUAAUAGUUUUAUGGAUGUUACGAAGUCAUAUGAACGUACCAUGGAUAAGCCAUCUUUUGAAGUUCACGCAUCCAAACCAAGAACCAAAAAACCACACAAUCCACUUAUCAAUGCGGGUGCCAUUGUUGUCGCCUCACUUCUCAAACAUCAGACACCUCUAGCGGAUCGAUUCGACUUUAUGAUCCACGCGUGCCGGAAGUUUGUCGGAAGUGGAUAUAUUGGAUUCAACAACUCGGUAUUCCUUUCCGAACGAGAAACCGCCGAUCGCAACUACGCCCUAUCGUACUACAUGCGGGAGCACAACGUAUUUCCCAAGGAUUUGAAUCUCCAGGACACUCUUGAUCUCUAUUUUCAAAUUUGCUCGAUUGAAACCAACUGUGACUCGUUGGCGGUGAUGGCGGCGACGUUGGCGAACGGUGGAGUGAAUCCGAUGAAUGGCGAGCGAGUUAUUAAUAAUCGUGCCUGCCGUGACACGCUCUCUCUAAUGUACUCCUGCGGAAUGUACGAUUGGUCGGGUCAAUUCGCAUUCCACGUGGGCCUUCCCGCCAAAUCCGGCGUCUCUGGUGACAUGAUUAUUGUGAUACCGAAUGUGAUGGGCAUCGCGUUGUACAGUCCGCGGUUGGACAAACUUGGCAAUACAGUGCGGGGUGUGAAGUUUGCGGAGCAGUUGGUGCAAAAGUACAAUUUCCAUAAUUAUGAUAGUUUGAUCUACUCGGACAACAAGAAAAUCGAUCCACGCCGCCAACUGAAAGACGAUCAUGACGGCCAGAAUAGAUUCAUGUACGCAACGAAACUCGGCGACAUCGCCGCAAUCAAACGAUUCCUUCUCAUGGGACACGAUAUUCAUUGCAAGGAUUACGAUAACCGUACAGUACUCCACGUGGCCGCCGCCGAGGGUGACGUCGUCACGCUGGAAUAUGUGUUGAGCAAAUGGAUGGAGGAUCCGGAUCCGCACGAUCGAUACGAUAGAACACCGUUGGACGACGCGAAACACUUUAACCAUACGGCGUGUAUUAAGAUGUUGGAGGAGGCGAUAACCGUGUUUAAUUUGAAACAACAGGAUGAUUAG